Messenger RNA from Hylaeus volcanicus, 2579 nucleotides. RefSeq names its product DNA-directed RNA polymerase III subunit RPC4 (gene RpIIIC53). Gene Ontology annotation, molecular function: DNA binding. The transcript is spliced from 7 exons. NCBI's taxonomy places the organism in Eukaryota, Metazoa, Arthropoda, Insecta, Hymenoptera, Colletidae. Gene Ontology annotation, cellular component: RNA polymerase III complex. Bases 728 to 1939 code for a protein of 403 amino acids. The record is from RefSeq and is a predicted model, not a curated record. Gene Ontology annotation, biological process: transcription by RNA polymerase III.
AAUGUAACGAACUGCUCCAAAGGAUAUCGUUUGCGUUCAUCUGGUGUACCCUGCUAGGAACCACGAUCAUCUUCGAAUGUCCUUCGAGGUGUCUUUAAAAAUGCCCGCCUUAGCUCCAAUCUCGCUGAACUCGCAACUGCUUCCAUCGCGCGAAUAUGCGAACUGUAAAGUUCGUUGUCCUUUCGAAUCUGUAAAGUUUAUGUAUAAAGCAGUAUAAAGUAAGAUACGUUCAUUGUACUACGUUUUUAUUGUCUUUAAAUAUAUGUCUGGUAAACUGAACACAAACUAGUAGACAACGUACGUUAAAGACAGGUUUACUCCACUCCUCUACUCCACCACGCUGAAGACUAAUAAAGAUGGAACAGUUUGAUCAUACACGUGCGAAGUGUUCGGCUGUGACAUCAUACUUGCGUUAUGAAUCUGAAAAAUAGAAUAUUAUGAUGGAAGAGCAUUUCCAAUAAGAUUCUCGCAAUGUUAUAUUUCUUUGUUGACAUUUGUGUGUUCUGACGAAAAUCGUUUCUUACAAAAUUUAUGAUCGUCGUGUACGUGUGAGGUUAUGUGCGUUCAACUGUACUUUAACAUCGACAACUAUAGAUCUUUUACAAAAAGCAUAUUAACAAUAGAUGUAUAUACCUCUAUAUAAAAAUAAUUUGUCAAUCGUAACGGAGAAUAAGUUGGUUAUAACGUUCGUUUGUCAUCGAUAUUUAAAACGUAACAAUCGUUAACAAUGGCUUCUGACAAGUCUGUCAAUUCAAAUUAUACGCUUCCAACGAAUGUUAAAAUAAAAGUAGAGCCUGGAACGUCGAUGCCUGUUCCUGUAACAAACAUAAAAAUCGAGCCUGGCUUAUCUGGCGCUACUACUACUACUACGACUAGGUUAACUUCUUUUCGCUUGCCAAGAGAUUUAACAUUAGGAGGCAAAAUCAAGACUGAGAAACCCAAAAAAGUAUACACACCGAAUUUAAAUGCUCAAAGAACAAAGAAAAAAGAAGAUGGGGCACAAAGUGAUCCAACAAAACCUCUUAGGACCAGGGACCAUAAUAGAGGACGUGGCAGGGGAGACAGGGGUGGCAGAGGUGAUAGAGGACGUGGAAGAGGGAACAAUCUAGUUCAAUCUAGCGGUAUCUGGUCUACUGGCAUAACUACUACACCAGGAGGGAAACGCAGUAGCAGUGGUGGUGGUGGCUAUAGAGAUAACGAUAGAAGCUCUCUUGCAUCUCUAGAAAAACCAAAAUUAGAAUUAAACCGUACUAUUGAUAAAGCAGAAGAGGAAGAAAAAUUGAAACUCCUAUUGAGAGAUGACUUUAUAGACGAUGAUGAACCACCAGAUUAUGAGUUUGGCCCUGUUAUGUUGCCAAUGAUCAAGGAAGCAAAAAUACCCAAGAAAGAAGUUAAGGUACCACUUGAAGAAGAAGAAGAAGAAGACAAAAAGCCGAUUAUUUUGGAGAAUGGGGAGGUAUUGCCACCAAAGAAAGAACCUAAAGUUAAGGUACUCAAAACUGAUACAGAGCCAAAAGAAGAGUUUGAUAACAUUCCUCAAAUGAUUGAAAAUAAAUCAAAUUCUUAUAUUUUAAUACAGUUUCCAGAUUGUUUACCAGGUUUUGUAAGCAGUGCAGAAGAUACUAGACCAAAUCGUUCAAACCCCUCGAGUCAUGAGAGAGAAAACGGAAAUAAUUCGCAAACAGAAAUGUGCACUUUAAAUGAUUUGAAGCCCGGUAUUUUAGGCAAAUUGCAAAUCUUAAAAUCCGGCAAAACGCGCUUACUGCUAGGUGAAAAUAACUUGAUCGUGGAUGUUGGAUCGCAUCUUAGCUUUCGACAAGAUCUUCUCGCUGCGAAAGUAGAUGCCAAACAAUUAAAUGGUGAUUUAAUUAAUCUUGGUCCUGUCAGUAACACGCUUAUCUGUUCACCUGAUUGGGAAUCCAUGUUGGCUAAGUUGUAAAUAUAUUUAUAAGAAGUACAUGUAAGUAAGUGUAUCACAUGUUCCUUAUUGUAAAAAAUACAUGAAGUGGGUAGAUUCUUAUAUUAUUUUAAAUACAAGAUACUUUUUCUGAAAAUCAUGUAUUUAAUACAGUAUACUUGUUACAGUAUACAUGAAAUAAGUUGCGUCACAUACAAAUUCGGUAGUAGUAAUUCCGAACUCUAAGUCAAAUUUGUAGUGAUCGUAGAUUAAGUUUCGUUACAUAACUUACGUAUACGAAUGCCGUAACGAGAGGGUGUGAUAAUAGUUUCAUAGAAAGUAUAAUAUUUGUCUUAAAGACAGAAUUUACUACUUUUAUUUUAAUAUAGAUAACUCUAGAAAAAUGAUUUUUACACAAAUUAAAUUUACAAAUUAAAGUCAUCACGCUAUACAAUGAACAUUAAUUUAUUAACUGAACUUAUCAACUAAGGAGAAUAUAAUUUCUUUAUUCAAUUAUAUUGCCUUGAAGUGUAAAAAUCCUACAUUAAAGUGGCACAAAAAAUUACUGUCUCUAUCAUGUUCAUAUGUAUUAUUUCGAUUGCGCUAAGUCAAGAAAACCAACUAAUGCUAAAGGGCUGUAAAAAUUAGGAUGUUUUCAUCAAAGAGACGAACUUUUUGACGA